Molecule: messenger RNA, 2973 nt
Organism: Centrocercus urophasianus (Greater sage-grouse)
Lineage: Eukaryota; Metazoa; Chordata; Aves; Galliformes; Phasianidae
Gene: PHACTR1
Product: phosphatase and actin regulator 1
Exons: 13
Biological process (GO): cell motility; stress fiber assembly
Molecular function (GO): actin binding
Source: RefSeq, a predicted model, not a curated record
AUGGCGGCUUGCACGCGCGCCAGGCAGCCUGGGAUGCUGGCUUUUCCUUCUCCUGGCAGCGGGCAGGGCUCUGUUUCAGGCAUGAGCGGAGAGAAACCUAAAAAGAAUGCUUUCUAUCUAGUGAGGAUGAAGCCACUGAAGGAGCCCGCCACUAACAGCAAUGUCUCGUUCGUGCUACACUGUCACAUAGGCAAGGAGAUCAAACACAUUUGCAGCAACUGCAGUCGCGGGGAGGAAGCCCGUGACGCAGAGGAAGUGGAAAGACUGGCUGCAAUGCGUUCAGAUUCUCUAGUACCUGGGACACACACACCUCCAAUCAGAAGAAGAAGCAAAUUUGCCACUCUUGGAAGGCUAUUUAAGCCGUGGAAAUGGAGGAAGAAGAAGAGUGAAAAAUUCAAGCACACUUCUGCAGCUUUGGAAAGAAAGAUAUCAAUGAGGCAAAGCAGAGAGGAGCUUAUAAAACGAGGAGUGCUAAAGGAAAUCUUUGAUAAAGAUGGAGAGCUCUCCAUACCAAAUGAAGAAGGAGCUUUGGAGAAUGGGCAGCCUCUGGGCUCUGGACAAGUGCUGAGCUCCAGCCAGGUAUCCCUGCCAGCCCUAGCAGAACUGGAGUCAGGCUCAGCACCUGGGGAACCCUGCUCGUACGAGGUGCUCCCAACCACAGAGAUCAUGGAUGGGACAGUGUCUGAAGAAAGCCCCACAUCCAAUGAAUCUGGAGCCCUCCUGUCCCAAGAUCCUACAGCUAAGCCAGUCCUGCUACUUCCCCCCAAAAAAUCUGCUGCUUUCCCUGGAGACCAUGAGGACACCCCAGUGAAACAGUUGUCCCUCCUCAAACAGCCCCCUGCCCUGCCUCCUAAACCUAUUGCCAGGAUUGCCAGCCACUUAACUGAUCCUGGCGCUCCUGUGAAACUGCCUUGUAUGCCAGUUAAACUGUCGCCUCCACUACCUCCAAAGAAAGUCAUGAUUUGCAUGCCCUUAGGGGGGCCAGACCUCUCCUCUCUCUCAUCCUAUUCCACACAGAAGAGCUCCCAGCAGCCUUUGACUCAGCACCAUCACACUGUCCUGCCAUCCCAGUUAGCAGCUCACCAGCACCAGCUCCAGUACGGCAGCCACAGCCAGCACCUGCCUUCUGGAUCCAGCACGUUGCCCAUACACCCUUCGGGGUGCCGGAUGAUAGAGGAACUGAACAAAACACUAGCCAUGACCAUGCAAAGACUAGAAAGCAGUGAGUGAAGCAACCCAGUCUUCCAUUGCACUGUUUCCUUUUAGUUCAUUUAUUUGUUUUUGUUUCCCAACAGCUCUGGUUUACACACAGGUGACAAUGUUACAAAAACAGGACCUGGAGGCCUUCCAGACAUGAGACAAGUGCCAACUGUUGUGAUCGAAUGCGAUGACAAUAAAGAAAAUGUGCCUCAUGAAGCUGACUAUGAAGAUUCUUCCUGUCUCUACCCAAGACAGGAAGAGGAGGAAGAGGAAGACGAAGAUGAGGAUAACUCGUUAUUUACAAGUUCCCUGGCAAUGAAAGUCUGCAGAAAGGACUCUUUAGCAAUCAAACUCAGCAACAGGCCUUCCAAGCGAGAAUUGGAGGAAAAGAACAUCCUCCCUAUGCAGACUGAUGAGGAGAGACUUGAACUUAGGCAGCAGAUUGGAACAAAGUUAACAAGACGACUGAGCCAGAGGCCGACAGCUGAAGAAUUGGAGCAGAGGAACAUUCUGAAACCCCGGAAUGAGCAAGAGGAGCAGGAAGAAAAACGAGAGAUAAAGAGAAGAUUAACACGUAAGCUGAGUCAGAGGCCCACGGUAGAGGAGCUGCGUGAGAGGAAGAUCCUCAUCCGCUUCAGCGACUACGUGGAGGUGGCCGACGCGCAGGACUAUGACAGGAGGGCAGACAAACCCUGGACGCGACUCACGGCUGCCGACAAAGCAGCCAUUCGUAAAGAGCUUAAUGAAUUUAAAAGCUCUGAAAUGGAAGUUCAUGAAUUAAGUAGGCAUCUAACAAGGUUUCACAGACCGUAGCAGUUAAAUUCUACCUGAACUACUAUGCUGUCUUCAAAACAUAACAAAAAGGAACCAUAAGUGCUGGUAUUAUUCACUUCCCUGUUAUGUACAAUGUAAAUCUUACAAACUGCCUUUCUACAAAAAGAAAAAAAGUAGAUGAAUAUUUAAAAAUAUAAAAGAAAAUUGUAUGUACAUGUGAUGGGUACUGCAGCAUCAUCAGACCUGCUGGCUCAAGCUUCAAUUACAGAAAAUACCCCUGGUGGGAAUCGUGCCAAGACGCAGCAUUUAUGUGUAAGACUUUCCUGGCAUGUGGAUUUGCCAUACGUGUUCAAGCCCGGCUGGUGGGGCAUCCAUUAGUUCACCUUCAGGUACCCUUCACCCUGGCAAGCCUCUGUUGUCAACCUGAGAGAGCCCUGAGAUGGUAUCCAGGGAACCACGGGCCUGGGUGAAGUCUCCAGUAGACCUGCACCUAUGGCACUAAAGCACUUCCUUAUACCAAACGCUCCUUUCAGUCUGCAAGCACCUUACGAGGACAGAGAAGAAGCAAAACUAUUCUGUGGGCUGUUUCAUCUGCAACCAUCAUCUGACUUGAAGCUGCUUGCUUGCCUACCCUGGAAAAGCAUAUGGCAACAGUUGGCUCCCAAGAAGAAAAAAGGACUCCCUGCGUGGUCACUGCAUGGUAUUCUCUCAGGCUGUAGCUUGUUUUUAUGCUCAAGCCUCAUGACUGUGUGAGGGCCAACACACCUCCAGCAGCAAGAAGGGCUGGGAUUGCCACCUGUGCUGCAGAGGGCACACCAUGGGAAAACUGGGGGCUGAUGGGGGACAGUUAUCCUCCCUAUGCCAGGUAUAAAGAACUGAUCCUAAAUGUGUACUGAGAAAAGCAUGAUGGUAUGUCAACUAGCCUAACAAAGGAAGGCUGUUGCAUUGGUAUGGAUGGUGGGACUCCUCACUGGUACGUGCAGCUGAAGCAUAAGGACA